Thunnus maccoyii (southern bluefin tuna) is the source of this 2686-nucleotide messenger RNA. RefSeq names its product GIPC PDZ domain containing family, member 3 (gene gipc3). The record is from RefSeq and is a predicted model, not a curated record. NCBI's taxonomy places the organism in Eukaryota, Metazoa, Chordata, Actinopteri, Scombriformes, Scombridae. Gene Ontology annotation, molecular function: protein binding. The coding region runs from base 109 to 1107 and encodes 332 amino acids. The transcript has 6 exons.
GGUUGGGUGGUUGGUCGGCUAAGCAGGGGGAAGGACAGUGUUGCUCUCUCUGCCAGAGCAGUGCACCACCAGGGUUCCUAGAGGAGGAACACAUCUGAGCCGGGGCCGAUGCAGAACGGGGAGGUUAUGAGCCCGCAGGACUCCAAAGCAGCAGGGGCUGAGGCCAUGGAGGAAGAGAAGGCCCAGAACCAAAAUCAAGGGUGUGCGGAGCCCACAGCGCCUCCGCUUCCUCCUCCUUCACCACCACCACCAGGGCCACCAGAAUACCCAAGACCCAGGCUAAUUUUUCACACCCAGCUGGCUCAUGGAAGUCCCACAGGCCGCAUCCAUGGAUUCACCAACGUCAAGGAGCUGUAUGCCAAGAUUGCCGAAGUGUUCAAUAUCUCUCCCUCAGAGAUCCUUUUCUGCACCCUUAACUCCCAUAAAGUGGACAUGCAGAAGCUACUGGGGGGACAGAUCGGACUGGAAGACUUUAUCUUCGCCCACGUCAGAGGGGAGACCAAGGAGGUGGAGGUGACAAAGACAGAGGACGCCUUAGGCCUCACCAUCACAGACAAUGGAGCUGGAUAUGCUUUCAUUAAGAGAAUAAAGGAAGGCAGCACCAUAGACCGACUGAAGUCGGUAUGUGUUGGUGACCACAUCGAGGCCAUCAAUGACCAGAGCAUUGUCGGGUGUCGGCACUACGAGGUUGCCAAGAUGCUAAAAGAGCAACCGAGAGGCAUACCCUUCACUCUCCGUCUGGUUGGCCCCAAGAAAGCCUUUGAUAUGAUCGGAAUGAGGACCAGAGCGCCAAAAUCCAAUGAGGGCAAGAUGGUGAACGGGAGGGAGACUCUGCGUCUUCGCUCCAAGGGUGCUGCGACAGUUCAGGAAGUGCAGAAUGAGUUUGAGGAACAGGCCACCAAGAAAGUGGACGACCUGCUAGAGAGCUACAUGGGCAUCAGGGAUUUAGAGCUAGCAACCACCAUUGUGGAAGCGGGCAAAGACAAAAAGAACCCUGAUGACUUUGCAGAAGCCUUGGACUCGGUUCUGGGAGAUUUUGCUUUUCCUGAUGUGUUUUUGUUUGAUGUCUGGGGAGCUAUUGGAGACGUCAAGAAUGGCAGAAUCUAGGUAAUUACUGUAAACCAAAGACAGAGAGAGAGCGAGAGCUCUGUGCCCUGGUACAUCCAGCUGAAAAAUACAAACAGCGUAGAAGCAUUUAAAGUUGCCUUCUCAGUCCUUGCAUACAUUUUCAAUCACUUACUUUUAAACCAUGACAGGGACUGCAAUUAAUUCAACCAUUUCCUUUUGAACAGUCUGUGUCUGUAGGCACAUCAUCAUGUUUUACUGAGAUUUUGAUAAAUCUUUACAUUAUUAUGGUAAAUAAACAUAACAUAGAAAAUUGCAGUGCAGUUUUGAAAUAAGUUGCUUGCUAUGAAAUCAAAUGCUGAAAUUAAUGUUUAUUAUGCAGGCCUUUAGCUGGUGAUCUUGCUCAGAGUGAAAAUUGUGAUGGUAAAAUAAGAUUGUUUACCAAAAUACAGUCUUAUUCCCAUACAUAACAAAUAUUUCCACUUCCAUAAUAUUAUCAUAAUUGGUAUUUACUUUAAAAAAAAGUUUAUGAAAUUUUGAAUGGCUCAUUCUCGAUACUUGUAGCCCCUCAUGUAAAAGAUAUGUAAAUAAUCUAUCAGGAAACAGUGCAAAAGUACAAACCACUGAACAAUCAGUCAGUCAUCUUAGAAUCCAGGAAGUUAGAUAAGCUGCAAUUAACCUUUUUCCUCAGAUGAAAAGCUACCGAGAAAAACAGAAGAACAUAGCCACAUUUCUGGUCCAUCUGAAAGUCAGAAUGUAUCACUUCUCUGCUAAUAAUACUGGUAUUCAUGCCAGCAAUCUGCAUGUAUGAUAUAUUUUAUGACAUAUAAAGAAUCAUUAAGUUUAAAAAUGAUAUAAACAUUUUUGCAAGCAGGUUUUUUUUUUAAUUGGCUAAGUUUUUUUUUUUCAAUUUAAGGAAACUGGCCCAAAGUUAUUCAAACAUUUCAAUUUAAAUACUCUCAAAUAUUAAUAAUAAUCUGAAGCCAUUAACCAGGUCUUUUCUCUGAAAAUGGAAUCAUCACAGAAUGAAAGUAAAUGGGACAAUCUCCAGUUGAAAGGUAAUUACAAACAGGAACCCAACCCAUAAUUUCCCAUGAUAAAAAUAGAAAAUAAAGCUAGCUUGCAUGCAUAUAAACCAUUCCCUUUGAGUUUCUUACCUUGAUUUUGCCUAAAACAAAUGAAGGUCUUCAUAUUGACAUAUUCUCAGUUGCUUCCCACUUCUGCCACGUGUUAGAAAACUUUGCUGGUUUGUUUCAAAGACAGAAUGUAAAUAUAAUAGUCGUAGUUGUUAUACUUCACUAUCAUUGUUCUUAAUUCUGAUGUGCUGCUCUCAUUUUCUGUCCCUGCAUUGGGGCUAUUUACUGCAAAAAGAGGGAAGCAUUAAACUAUUAUACAUGUUGGGGUUUGACAGUUAAACGUUUUCUGGCUCACCAAACAAUGUAAACAAGGUAUGAAAUCAUAUUCUUUGACAUAUCUGUGUUUACAUGCAAGCAAGUCAACAAUGAACUGCCAAAUUUCAAAAUGUGUCUCGAUUUCACUCAUUCUGGCAAGAUUGUUCUCAGCUACAUCAGUAUUUAUCUGAAAGUGAUGUUUUGUUUUGACACUUUGUAUAUGAUUGCAC